This is a messenger RNA of Pocillopora verrucosa, 933 nucleotides long. The record is from RefSeq and is a predicted model, not a curated record. Lineage: Eukaryota; Metazoa; Cnidaria; Anthozoa; Scleractinia; Pocilloporidae.
AUGACUGUUGCUACAAUACGUUUCUAUAGAAAUCGUCGCCUGCAAGUUGCUCGCGGGCCAAGACAUGCUUGGGUAUUUCCUCGUCCGCAGAACUGGUUCCAGGAACUUUUAAACAGCAGAGCUCUCAAUCGCUGGUGGAAGGAAAACUUCCGCCUGUCUCAGGCUACUUUUGAGUAUAUCUGUAGGCUGGUAGGGCCAGCAAUAGCGCGACAAAACGCUAGAAUGCGUGAUGCUAUUCCAGUUGAAAAGCGGGUGGCUGUGAGCUUGUGGCGUUUGGCGACUGGCGAAUGCUACUGCUCGAUGACUUUUAAAAAAAGCAGGAAAAUUGAAGGUUUCACUGAGAAGAGCAAGGUUCUGAAUGUUGUUGCAGCGAUUGACGGUAGUCACAUUCCUAUAAAAACACCAAAAGAGAAUCACAAGGACUACUUUAACAGGAAACAUUUUUACAGUUAUUUAGUACAAGGGAUUGUUGACUCUUCGGGACUCUUUUUAUCUGUUGCCACUGGGUUUCUCAUGGAACCUACCAUGGAUUUGGGGGUAACCGUAAUUCGCCCACUUGUGCUGGGAGAUUCAGCGUACAUAUUGAAGACCUGGCUUCUACCAGUUAUCAAAGAUAAUGGAGCCCUUAACCGAGACCAGAAGAAGUUCAAUAAGGAACUCUCUAAAGCACGAAUAGUUUCUGAGCAUGCGUUUGGUUUGUUAAAGGGUAGGUGGAGAGCACUACUGAAGCGCUUGGAUGAGGAUCAUUGGAGGAUCCCAAACACCAUCAUAGCAUGCUGUGUACUUCACAACAUUUGUAUUAUUCGAGGGGAAGAAUUUGAUGGAGAUGUCGAGGACGAUAGCAAUGAUGACGAUGAUGAUUACAAUGGAGUUCCCAGCCAGGCUGCAAAUGGUGUUCGACUGGCUGUAAUUGAAUUUGUAGCAAAUCAAUAA